Nicotiana tabacum (common tobacco) is the source of this 1548-nucleotide messenger RNA. The record is from RefSeq and is a predicted model, not a curated record. Lineage: Eukaryota; Viridiplantae; Streptophyta; Magnoliopsida; Solanales; Solanaceae.
CGUAUUUUGGGCACACCCAGAUAGAUCAGAGCACCGGCCGCAAAAUUAGGGCGCACCGCGAUUCCUUAGCCAAAUUGAAGAUGAGGAGAAUUCCUCUGCUGCAUUACUGUUCCAAUGCUAUUCGCUUUAGCUCAUGCUUUGCUAUUUCCCGUUCUGUUUCGGCAUUUACAACCAGAGAUUGUUCUUCUUCUCAUAGUAAUACAUCCAUUCCGCCAAAGGGUAAAAUUGGGGUAGCUAGCAGGUUUGAGAACGUCAAGUGUUUAGAUGAAGCUGUGAGUCUAUUCCGUCGAAUGAAUGGACUUGUUGAGAAAGCUAUGUUGCUAUUUCAUGAGUUGGAAAAAAAGAGAGAAGAUAUUGAUAUUGAACUUUACACUGUUACUAUUGACGGAUUGUGCAAAAAUGAUUUAGACGCACGCUAUUCAAACUUCAAUGACAUCAUCAUCCAUUCAAUUAUCGACAUGGAUGUUGACGUGAUCACCAUCGCGACCUUCAGGUUAGGAUCAGCAAGAUCCUUGCAGUCGUUGAUACAAAUAUCCUCUGGGGUAACCCUGUCUAUAGCUUCUGGACGCACAAGUAUACUGAAGUUAAGCCUGCACUCAGCAACUUGGUUGCAGCUGCUAAUCUCCUCCGCGAACAGUUGGCCAGCACCAAAGGAACCUUGCCAGGGCAUUGACAAUGACGACAAGGCAAACUCUACUGGAGAUUUGGAGGGAUGGAGGGCUCAAGGGACUGUUUACUGGAGUAGGACCUCGUGUUGCUCGUGCUGGUCCCUCUGUCGGAAUUGUGAUUUCAUUUUACGAAGUUGUCAAAUAUAUGUUACACCACCAAUAUGCUUCUUCAUAAAGAGCUUAGUCAGGUUAAUUAGGUUUCUUCUUACCGACGCCUUUGGAUCGAGCAAUGGUCACCGGUUUAGCUUAGUUGUGCCAUGAAGGUACGCUGGAUAGAACACGGGUGUGCUCUAAUGAGGAUAUGGUUGCACGCGCAAAAGGAGCAGUUUUGACAAUGGUAGAUUACCCUUACAGGUUAGCUGGUAGAAAAUAAUCACUCUUCUUUGCUUCCUAACCAAUUUUGGUUGGUUUUUGGGCAAUUCUGUCGUUGGACGAAGAAGAGAUUUUGAUAAAACUUUAAAUGAGCAAUUUUUCCUGAGGUGUCCUCAGUUAUCAUUAGAUUAUUUAAGUUCUUUAUUGCUUCUCAAGAAAAGUUCUUUAACAUUUUAUUUUCCGAUUGGUAUCGGGGAUCUCAGCUAAAAAAUGUAAACUUUUUCAUCGAUGCUCUUUUGCAUUACCAUCAGAAUCGUUUUAUUAUUUUACUGAAGUGCCAGGUAUUCCGAGUCUAUCGUAAGAAUUGAUCUCCUGCAAUUAGCUUUAAAUCACUAUUCAUAUAGGCGGAACUUGCAAGAGUGUAUUCUGAAUCUGCAAGGUGGAGAAGUGCAUUGAGAUUUGAGGUCAGGAGGAACUUGCAAGAGUGUGGAGGAUGGAAUCUCUCUCUUUCUUGUCUAUUUCUAUAAAGGAUGAUGUUUUCUUAAUGCAUGUAACUCUUAUUGAUCAA